Molecule: messenger RNA, 327 nt
Organism: Penicillium crustosum
Lineage: Eukaryota; Fungi; Ascomycota; Eurotiomycetes; Eurotiales; Aspergillaceae
Product: mariner-Tc1 transposon family protein
Exons: 1
Coding region: 1-327 (108 amino acids)
Source: RefSeq, a predicted model, not a curated record
AUGCCUCGCCGUGUAGCAAUUUCUAUCGAGCAAAAGCAAGCCCUACGAGCGCACCGGCGCGCCUUUCCUACCUUUCCAAAUAUCGAGCUUAAGCGCUGGUUCGAAGCCAAAUACCAGCAGGUUAUCUCAACAUCCUCGGUCUCCGAAAUCCUCUCUGCGAAAUAUACCCACCUUGACAACCCAAUCAAUCGUACCCAGAGCCAGAAACGCUUCCGACAGGAGUUCUGGCCAGAGCUCGAAGACGCCCUCUUCCAGUGGAUCCAACGUGUAGAGGCUACAAUCACUAUUUCGUUAUAUACGAUCCGCGAGAAAGCAGAGUUUUUCUAG